This is a messenger RNA of Carassius carassius (crucian carp), 1472 nucleotides long. RefSeq names its product UBA-like domain-containing protein 1. Lineage: Eukaryota; Metazoa; Chordata; Actinopteri; Cypriniformes; Cyprinidae. The transcript is spliced from 3 exons. Gene Ontology annotation, molecular function: protein binding. The record is from RefSeq and is a predicted model, not a curated record. The coding region runs from base 146 to 613 and encodes 155 amino acids.
UUGUGUUUGCUCAACCGGCUGUAAUGGUGAACGACUGAAAGAGAAAAGCUGUGAGACUAAAUCUCAAAAAAGAAAGAGAGAGAGAAAAAAAACAGUCCCGGGUAAAACACUAUUGGUCGUGGCUCGGAAAUAAACCCCAGCGACUAUGGAUGAACUCAAACAUCAAGUUAUGAUAAACCAGUUCGUCCUGACAGCUGGAUGUGCCGCAGACCAGGCGAAACAGCUUUUGCAAGCGGCACAUUGGCAGUUUGAGACAGCCCUUAGUGCCUUCUUUCAAGAGACAAAUAUCCCGUACGGUCACCAUCAUCAAAUGAUGUGUACCCCUGCCAACACACCUGCAACUCCACCAAACUUCCCUGACGCCCUCACCAUGUUCUCGCGACUCAAAGCCUCGGAAAGCUUCAACAGCAGCAGCAGUCCCAGCAUGGCCACCUCACCUCCUCCACCUCCAGUCAGCUGGGGCAUGACCCCACCCAUGCCCAACCAGCAGGGCUUAUGGACUCAGGGGCCUUCCCCCCAACAAGCCCACCCGCCCCCAGGCUGGCCCUCAGCUGUCAACCAGCAAGCGACAACCGAACAGAAAGCCAGCGUCGCUAUGGAGGCCGAGAGAUGAGGGCCUGGACUACACAGAGCGAGGGUUGGGGAGGGUCAGGGGCACUCGUUUUUCUCUCACUCACCAAACAUGAAGGGGGAGAGCGUUCAACCAAGAAUAACCAAGCAACAUGGACAUUUACAGAAGAGGAGUGAAAGCCAACACAAAGGUAAUGAGAGAAAUAAAGAAACAAGCGCACAUUGUAUUACUAAGCAACUGAAAUUUACAGAGCUUUUUUCUAUAAUAAAAGAGUAGUUUAACGUAUAUGGGACUACGAUCAUUGCGCCUAUGGAUUAUUUCUGGUAUUUUCUCAAAGAUGGAUGUCUAGCAUCUAAGGCAGCAACUUUUCUCACAUUUUACUUUUUAUUCUUUAAUCUGGUGUUCUUAAUGCAAGACGCGAGUUGAGGUUGCAUGUGGAUUAGCGACCUGUUUUUGCGGUUUUUAGUAUUCAAUACAAGCAUUCAUGUGUACAGUGUGUGAAACUUACACACUCAAACAUUGUGUAUCGGACUUACAUUUUCUCUACCCGUUGGAUAAUGGGACUCUUUCGUACCUCACUGGUUACCUGACUCUAUUCAACCAAUCAGGGAAUCUCACUAGCUGAACACACUUUUUCGCACACAAACCGGAUUUUCCAUGAUGCUGUGCUUUGUCCAUUACACAGUAACUCAAUGAUAUCCUCAAAGAUUGUAAAUGUUGGUUGGAAAUCUGAUUCUGAAAUAUCUGGAUAUUUUAUAAUCAUUGUUCCUAGUUUUAUUUAAAUCAGUUUUUGGGGGAGCUGGUUUGCUGGUUUAGGGAUGUUUAUCUGAGUUUUGUUUCUCAGUUGAGGAGAGUAAAUCCAUGCCGCUAAAGCUACAUUAAACCAUACUACUGUACAACA